Anopheles darlingi is the source of this 1760-nucleotide messenger RNA. RefSeq lists its product as uncharacterized. The record is from RefSeq and is a predicted model, not a curated record. The transcript has 5 exons. Bases 36 to 1760 code for a protein of 574 amino acids. NCBI's taxonomy places the organism in Eukaryota, Metazoa, Arthropoda, Insecta, Diptera, Culicidae.
UUUUGCCGCGUUUUUUUCGCAGCAACGAUCGCAAGAUGACGACGCCACGGGACGUGAUUGAAAAGAAAUUACUGAUUUGUGAGAAAAUCCGAAAGCGCAAAGACUUGCUAACGGAAGAAGAGGAUCAAGUGCUAAGAGAAUGCAGAACAAGCGAGCUAUUCGGAAUCGAAUCCAAUCCGUAUCGGCUUGGGAAGAUUUGCGAGGGAGAGAAAAUGCAGCUCGCAGCGUUCUACGAUGCACAUGAAUUAAAGUAUCGGCGAGCGGUGACCAAGAUCAAUCGUAGAGUGUUGCCCACACCCAGGGACACUCUACCUCCACCGAGACCGGUUGAACGACCCACCGAAACAACAUCACGCCCGGUGUCGACAAACCAAGACACCAAUUUAAUCCGUCUAACGGAUGCCACUCGUUCAACCGGUAACGAAAUGAAUGACGUGAUUGAUAUACUAACAGCAGCGCCCCUGGUAGCUCCAUCGUCUGAUAUCUACCAGAUAGAGGAGCAGAUAGCGGUAUCGAAGAUCCGCUCCGACAACGAAUUGAUACUGGAAGGGUUGGAGGACGAUAACUUCGGUAUCCUGGAAGGGGACGGUAUUCGGGAUUUUCUUGAGAUGUGCACUGGCACCGACUUGCCACCGAUGACAAUGGGAGAUGAAUCCAGUCAAAUGCUAUUGCUGAACCAGCUUCCCUCCAUGUCUCGCCCUACACCGCCUGUGGUGGAUAACUUUCAGGAAUGGAACAUAGAAUCAGUUCUAUCGCAAUUGGACUUUCCGGGUACUACGCGUAUUCCAACACCACCGCAGCUUUUUCCGGCAUUGCCUUCAGAAGCGUUGAGCGGGGAUAGUUUGGAUAAUAUACAGCCGCUACCUGCAUUUGAACCGGUGCCUGUUACGCAAAUGCCCGUAUCAGAUGCCCAAACUGAACCCUAUGUUCCAGCAGAAGAUACAGCAUCACUCGAGCCAAUAGAAGCAGUCACUCCAAGGCGUACUCGUACCGUUCGUCGGCAGCCGCGAACAUUCACGGAUCGUUUACCGUUGUUGGGGGAUACUGCUUUUGGUCUACUGCGAAACCGCAGAACGUUCGAUAUUUUUAGCUGCUAUUAUGAUAGCAAUGUCGAUUGGAUGAUUGAAAGGCUACAGAAGCGACUGUUCGACCAGAGAGUUGCAUCGCUAUUGCAACCACAGCCACUGCUGACGACUGACUUGUCUGCCAUACGGCCCAAUGAUUCAACGAGUAUCGAUGCACAACGACAAAUCCCGGGUGGUGGAUUGGAAGGAAAUGCAUCUGAGGGGUCGAGAAAUCUUCCUCCAUUGCCGUUCGCCGAUCGUACAGAUCCUCAUGGACAAUCGAGCAAAUUACACGAUGCUGCCAGGACUCAGCUGACAGAUGCCUUGGAAACUCCGGUUGGCGUUGCUUCAAUCGUAGCACCCGAUUCGUUGCCUCCGUUACCACCGUUGGCGGAUGUUUCGCUGCCAGGACAACCAUAUGCUGUGGAGCAGCUUAUACUUCCAGAAUUAGCAGAUGAGGAAAUUAUACCACAAAAGCAUGUUUCUACCCCCGAAGUGCCUCGGCUCAAGGCUGUAGAACCUGCGCAGCUACCAGUAGAGAACGUAGCGGCAUGCGAGGAACAAGUGUCCCUCGAUAAUAUGGUGAGUAGUGUAACAGCGAACAAGAUUUGGGAAAACCCGUUCAUGGAAAUUGCACCCACUUUUCAGCUGAUGGACAUACUCUAUGUUGUGCAAUCAGUAAUGACUGGGCGCUAA